Messenger RNA from Diaporthe amygdali, 945 nucleotides. Its product is annotated as liphatic nitrilase. The record is from RefSeq and is a predicted model, not a curated record. Gene Ontology annotation, molecular function: catalytic activity. The transcript has 4 exons. Bases 1 to 945 code for a protein of 314 amino acids. NCBI's taxonomy places the organism in Eukaryota, Fungi, Ascomycota, Sordariomycetes, Diaporthales, Diaporthaceae.
AUGUCCAGCUCAAAAGUCCACGUCGCCGUCACUCAGGCCGAGCCAGUUUGGCUGGACCUCCAAGGCGCCGUCGCUAAGACAUGCAUGCUCAUCAAAGAGGCUGCAGGAAACAAGGCACAACUCAUAGCAUUCCCAGAAUGCUUCAUACCAGGCUACCCCGCUUGGAUAUGGAACCGCCCCGUUGACUUCGACAUUAAUGUCAAGUACAUCAAGAAUUCGCUGCGGGUCGCCUCGCCCGAGAUGGACACCAUCAAGGCGUGCGCCCGUGAGAACGGCAUAGCCGUCUCGCUGGGCUUCUCCGAGAACGACGACGAUUCGCUGUACAUCUCCCAGGCCCUCAUCGGCGCCGACGGCGAGGUCAAGGUCCACCGCCGCAAGAUGAAGCCCACCCACAUGGAGCGCACCAUCUUCGGGGACGCCUCCGGGGGCGACGGCACCUGCCUGGCCUCGGUGGCCCAGCUGCCCUUCGCCCGCGUCGGCCAGCUGUCGUGCUGGGAGCACAUCCAGCCGCUGCUCAAGUUUAAUACCAUUUCUCAGAGGGAGCAGAUCCAUGUCGCAGCCUGGCCGAGCUUGACACCACAUUCUGGGAACGGGCCGGACUUGUGGUCUAUGUCUGCUGAGGCUAGGACCUAUGCUAUCGAGGCUACUGCGUUCGUCCUGCACUCCACAGCUGUUCUGACGGAGAAGGCAGUCGAGGCGAAUGGCACUGCGGGCUCGCCCCUCAUGGGCGCGCCCGGUGGUGGCACCUCUGCAGUCUUUGGUCCGGACGGGAGAAGGCUCACUGAGUCCCUGGGUGAUAAAGAAGAAGGCAUUAUCUAUGCCGAUCUGGACUUGGAUGAGAUCACGAGGAUAAAAAUCGUGGAUAGCAACGCUAAGAGCUUGGUCAGGGGAGCGGAAGUGCUGGCUAUCAGGGACGAGACUGUACCUGUUGAGAAGCAAGACUAA